AUGUUCCUUUUGUACAUUGAAGCAAAUUCUAUUUGCAAUAGCAAAGGACAGAAAACAAAGGCUUCGGAGGAUGGGUGUAAGCACAGAACAUUGAUGGAGUUUUCCCUCAAAGACCUCUAUGCCAUCCAGGAAAUUCAGGCUGAAGAAAACCUGUUUAAACUCAUUGUCAACUCGCUUUGCCCUGUCAUUUUUGGUCAUGAACUUGUUAAAGCAGGUUUGGCUUUAGCACUCUUUGGAGGAAGUCAUAAAUAUGCAGAUGACAAAAACAGAAUUCCAAUUCGAGGAGACCCACACAUCCUUGUUGUUGGAGAUCCAGGCUUAGGAAAGAGUCAGAUGCUGCAGGCAGUAUGCAAUGUUGCUCCGCGUGGUGUGUAUGUGUGUGGUAAUACCACGACCACCUCUGGCCUGACUGUAACUCUUUCAAAAGAUAAUUCCUCUGGGGAUUUUGCUUUGGAAGCUGGUGCCCUGGUACUUGGUGAUCAAGGUAUUUGUGGAAUAGAUGAAUUUGAUAAGAUGGGGAAUCAACAUCAAGCUUUGUUAGAAACCAUGGAACAGCAAAGUAUUAGUCUUGCUAAGGCUGGUGUGGUUUGCAGCCUUCCUGCAAGAACUUCCAUUAUUGCAGCUGCAAAUCCAGUCGGAGGACACUACAAUAAAGCAAAAAUAGUUUCUGAGAAUUUGAAAAUGGGGAGUGCCCUACUAUCAAGAUUUGAUUUGGUCUUCAUUCUGUUAGACACCCCAAAUGAGCAUCAUGAUCAUCUACUCUCUGAACACGUGAUUGCAAUAAGAGCUGGAAAGCAAACAACUGUUAGCAGUGCUACAGUACCUCAUGUGAGCAGUCAAGAAUCCAAUACUUCUAUACUUGAAGUGAUUUCUGAGAAACCAUUAUCAGAAAGAUUAAAGGUGGUUCCUGGAGAAAUAAUAGAUCCCAUUCCCCACCAGCUGCUGAGAAAGUACAUUGGCUAUGCUCGGCAGUAUGUCUACCCAAGGCUAUCCACGGAAGCUGCACAAUUUCUUCAAGACUUUUACCUGGAGCUCCGGAAACAGAGUCAAUGGUUAAAUAGCUCCCCAAUCACCACUAGGCAGCUAGAAUCUUUGAUUCGUCUAACAGAGGCACGAGCAAGGUUGGAAUUGAGAGAGGAAGCAAUGAAAGAAGAUGCUGAGGAUAUAGUUGAAAUUAUGAAAUAUAGCAUGCUAGGAACUUACUCUGAUGAAUUUGGGAACCUAGAUUUUGAGCGAUCCCAGCAUGGUUCUGGAAUGAGCAACAGGUCAGCAGCCAAAAGAUUUAUUUCUGCUCUCAACAACAUUGCUGAAAGAACUUAUAACAAUUUAUUUCAACUUCAUCAACUUCGGCAGAUUGCCAAAGAGCUAAACCUUCAGGUUGCUGAUUUUGAAAACUUCAUUGGAUCACUAAAUGACCAAGGUUACCUCUUGAAAAAAGGCCCAAAGCUUUUCCAGCUUCAAACUAUGUAA
This is a messenger RNA of Nycticebus coucang (slow loris), 1470 nucleotides long. RefSeq names its product DNA helicase MCM8-like. Gene Ontology annotation, biological process: double-strand break repair via homologous recombination. Gene Ontology annotation, cellular component: nucleus; MCM complex. Bases 1 to 1470 code for a protein of 489 amino acids. NCBI's taxonomy places the organism in Eukaryota, Metazoa, Chordata, Mammalia, Primates, Lorisidae. Gene Ontology annotation, molecular function: ATP hydrolysis activity; ATP binding; single-stranded DNA helicase activity. The transcript has a single exon. The record is from RefSeq and is a predicted model, not a curated record.